Molecule: messenger RNA, 459 nt
Organism: Lycium barbarum (goji berry)
Lineage: Eukaryota; Viridiplantae; Streptophyta; Magnoliopsida; Solanales; Solanaceae
Exons: 2
Coding region: 1-459 (152 amino acids)
Source: RefSeq, a predicted model, not a curated record
AUGGCUAACCUUACAAAACUCGAGGUCGUUGCCCUUGAUAUUUCGGGCAAGAACUACCUAUCAUGGGUGCUAGAUGCUGAAAUCCAUCUUGAUGCUAUGGGUCUUGGAGACACAGUUAAAGAAAAUAAUAAAGCAUCCAACCAAGAAAAUGUCAAGGCUAUGAUAUUCUUGCGUCAUCAUCUUGAUGAGGACCUGAAAAUUGAAUAUCUUACUAUUAAGAAUCCACUCGUUUUAUGGAAAAACUUGAAAGAAAGAAUUACUUCUAUAUUGACACUAUGUGGAGAAAAGAUUAGUGAUUCUGAUAAGCUGGAAAAGACGCUCUCCACUUUUCAUGCCUCGAAUGUGCUCCUGCAGCAGCAAUAUCGAGAGAAAGGCUUCACAAAGUAUUGUGAUUUGAUUGCUCAUCUUCUUGUGGCUGAACAAAAUAAUGAUUUGCUGAUGAAAAAUCACGAGAAUUGA